Molecule: messenger RNA, 384 nt
Organism: Spirometra erinaceieuropaei
Lineage: Eukaryota; Metazoa; Platyhelminthes; Cestoda; Diphyllobothriidea; Diphyllobothriidae
Source: the annotation of a GenBank genome assembly
AUGGCGCGCGUCACGGACAAUGAGACAGUCUCAGAGGCAUUCGCAGCGACCGAUGGAGUGAAGCAAAGAUACGUACUCGCUCACGCCCUCUCGGCCAUGCUGAUGGAUCGUCAUGAGCGUCCUGGCAUCGGUAUCGUCUACAGAAGCGAUGGACAGCUUCCCAAGACCCAGCGCAUGCAGGUCCCAAAGCGUCUCUCCACAAAUACUGUUCACGGCCUGCUCUUCGCGGGUGACUGCACGCCCAACACCAUGACAGAACCUGAUCUGCAGCGGAACAUGAAAAUCCUCGCCCCCGGCUGUGUAGAAUUCGGACUGACCAUCCAAACGGGCAAAACGGUGGUCAUGAACAAGCCGUUGUCCAACACUAAAUACGGCAAGGUUUGA